Messenger RNA from Kogia breviceps (pygmy sperm whale), 6230 nucleotides. NCBI's taxonomy places the organism in Eukaryota, Metazoa, Chordata, Mammalia, Artiodactyla, Physeteridae. The record is from RefSeq and is a predicted model, not a curated record.
CGCAGACGCACCUGGAAGGGAACCGCCUCGUGCUCACGUGCCUCGCCGAGGGGAGCUGGCCCUUGGAGUUCAAGUGGAUGCGCAAUGACAGUGAGCUCACCGCCUACAGCGGCGAAUAUAAGUAUGUUAUUCCAUCUUUACAGAGGCUGGACGCUGGGUUUUACCGCUGUGUGGUUCGAAACAGAAUGGGAGCCCUCUUGCAAAGAAGAUCAGAAGUUCAAGUCGCAUAUAUGGGACAUUUCAUGGAUACAGACCAGAGAACAGUGGCCUCUGCAGGACACGCAGCUGUGCUCAACUUACCACCCAUCAGCAGCUGCCCCGGACCUCAAGUGACUUGGUUCAGAGAAGGGCACAAGAUUAUUCCAAGCAACAGAAUAGCCGUCACGCUGGAGAACGAGCUGGUGAUCCUGGCAGCGACGGCCAGCGACGCGGGGGCUUACUACGCGCAGGCCGUCAACGAGAGGAACGGGGAGAACGAGACCAGCCCGUUCGUCCACCUGAGCAUAGCAGGAGAUGUUGGCACGCCUGAAGCCGUGGCCCCCGUCAUCGUGAUCCCCCCGAGCAACCGAAGCGUGGUGGCCGGGUCCAGCGAGGCCACCUUGGAAUGCGUGGCCAACGCCAGGCCCGUCGAGGAGCUGAGUGUGACCUGGAAGAGGAACGGGGUGAGAGUCACCCGUGGGCUCCACAGCUUCGGGAGACGCCUCACCAUCAGCGCCCCGACCUCCUCGGACACCGGGGAGUACUCCUGCGAGGCAGCGCUGCCAGGGAGCGCUUUCGAGCCCGCCAGAGCCAAAGCCUUCCUUUCUAUCAUAGAGCCACCGUAUUUUACUGCGGAACCUGAGAGUCGGAUUUUAGUGGAAGUAGAAGAAACCGUGGACAUCGUGUGUGGAGCCAUGGGGGCCCCUCUUCCCACCCUCCGGUGGUUCAAGGACGCGGUCUCCAUCAGCAAGCUCCAGAACCCUCGAUACCAAGUGCUGUCAAGUGGAGGCCUGCGUGUCCAGAAGCUGCGUCCGGAGGACUCGGGAAUCUUCCAGUGCUUCGCCAGUAACGAGGGCGGCGAGGUCCAGACCUACACCCACCUGGACGUCACCAAUGUGGCCCCAGCCUUCACCCAGCUUCCGGCGGACACCACGGUUACCGACGGGACCACCGCCGUCCUGAGCUGCGACGUGUCCGGGGCUCCCAGGCCGGCCAUCGCGUGGAGGAGAGGAAACCACAUUCUGGCCAGCGGCUCUGUGCGGAUUCCCAGGUUCAUGCUCCUUGAGUCUGGGGGCCUGCAGAUCACCCCUGUCUUAAUCCAGGAUGCUGGCAACUACACCUGCAGUGCAGCCAACUCCGAGGGCUCCCUGAACGCGUCUGCCACACUCACCGUGUGGAAUCGAACGUCCAUCGUGACCCCUCCGGAGGACCGCGUGGUGAUUAAGGGGACCACGGCCACGCUGCACUGUGGGACCACCCACGACCCGCGCACUUCUCUCCGCUACGUGUGGAAGAAGGACAACGUGACCAUCACCCCAUCUGGCAGCUCCAGGAUUGUGGUGGAGGAGGACGGGUCCCUCCUCAUUAGCCAGACGUGGUCGGGCGACAUUGGAGACUACACCUGUGGCGUCAUCUCUGAGGGCGGGAACGACUCCAGGACAGCCCGCCUGGAGGUGAUUGAACUGCCUCAUUCACCCCAGAACCUCCUGGCCAGCCUGAAUUCUUCCCACAGCCAUACGGUGAUGCUCUCCUGGGUCCGACCCUUUGACGGAAACAGCCCUGUUCUUUAUUACAUUGUGGAGCUGUCUGAAAACAACUCUCCGUGGAAAGUGCAUCUGUCACACGUUGGCCCCGAGAUGACAGGCGUCACCGUGCGUGGCCUGACCCCGGCUCGUACCUAUCAAUUCAGGGUGUGCGCCGUGAACCAAGUGGGCAAGGGCCAGUACAGCGCAGAGACGAGCAGGCUGAUGCUCCCUGAAGAGCCACCCAGCGCUCCCCCGAAAAACAUAGUGGCCAGUGGACGCACCAACCAAUCCAUCAUGGUCCAGUGGCAGCCGCCCCCGGAGACAGAGCACAACGGGGUGCUGCGCGGGUACAUCCUCAGGUACCGCCUGGCUGGGCUGCCCGGAGAGCACCAGGAGAGGAACAUCACCAGCCCCGAGGUCAGCUACUGCCUGGUGACGGAGCUCAUCAUCUGGACACAGUAUGAGAUACAGGUGGCCGCCUACAAUGGGGCUGGCCUGGGCGUCUUCAGCAGGGCCGUGACCGAGUACACCUUACAAGGAGUGCCGACCUCGCCCCCGCAGAACGUGCAGGUGGAAGCCGUGAACGCCACGACCAUCCAGUUCCUGUGGAGCCCUCCACCCCAGCAGUUUAUCAACGGCAUCAACCAGGGCUACAAGCUUCUGGCGUGGCCAGCCGAUGUCCCCGAGGCCGUCACUGUCGUCACCAUUGCUCCAGAUUUCCAUGGAGUCCACCAUGGGUACAUAACGAACUUGAAGAAGUUUACUGCUUACUUCACAUCAGUUCUGUGUUUCACCACUCCGGGAGACGGGCCUCCAAGCACGCCUCAGCUCAUACGGACACAUGAAGACAAACCGGGAGCUGUGGGACACCUGAGUUUCACGGAGAUCCUGGACACGUCUCUCAAGGUCAGCUGGCAGGAGCCCCUGGAGAAAAACGGCAUCAUUACAGGCUACCGGAUCUCCUGGGAGGUGUACGGGAAGAGCGACUCGCGGCGGCAGCUCACGCUCAGCAGCUCGACACACGAGCAUAAGAUCCAAGGGCUGUCCUCCCUCACCACCUACACCAUCGACGUGGCGGCCCUCACCGCCGUGGGCGCUGGCCCGGCCACCUCGUCCACUAUCUCUUCCGGGGUGCCCCCAGAACUCCCUGGUGCCCCAUCCAACCUGGUCAUUUCCAACAUCAGCCCUCGCUCAGCCACCCUGCAGUUCCGACCCGGCUACGAUGGGAAGACGUCCAUCUCCAGAUGGAUCGUGGAGGGACAGGUUGGAGCCGUCGGCGACGACGAGGAGUGGGUCACCCUCUACGAGGAGGAGAACGAGCCUGACGCCCAGACGCUGGAGAUCCCGAACCUCACGCCGUAUACCCAUUACAGGUUCCGAAUGAGACAGGUGAACGUCGUCGGUGCCAGCGCCUUCAGCCAGUCCUCCCGGGUCAUCCAGACCCUGCAGGCCCCCCCGGACGUGGCCCCCACCGGCAUCACCGUCCGAACCGCAAGCGAGACCAGCCUGCGGCUCCGCUGGGUGCCUCUGCCCGACUCACGGUACAAUGGGAACCCCGAGUCCGUGGGCUACAGAGUUACGUGCUGGCGCCCCGACCUCCCGUCCCCUGCGCUGGCCCACGUCAUCAGCGACCGGCUGGAGAGGGAGCUCACGGUCGAGGGGCUGCAGGAAUGGACAGAGUACGAGCUGCAGAUGCAGGCCUUCAACGCCAUCGGGCCCGGGCCCUGGAGCGAGUCCGUGCGGGGCCGGACACGAGAGUCAGUUCCUUCAGCUGCCCCGGAAAAUGUGUCAGCCGAGGCCGUCAGCUCCACCCAGAUUUUACUGACGUGGGCUUCGGUGCCCGAACAGGACCAGAAUGGACUCAUAUUGGGCUACAAGAUCCUGUUCCGCGCCAGAGACCUGGAUCCCGAGCCCAGGAGCCACGCGGUCCGAGGGAACCACACGCAGUCCGCGCUCCUGGCGGGGCUGGGCAAGUUCGUGCUGUACGAGCUGCAGGUGCUGGCCUUCACCCGCAUCGGGAACGGGGUCCCCAGCUCGCCCCCCAUCCUGGAGCGGACCAAAGAUGACGCCCCAGGCCCACCCGUGAGGCUUGUGUUCCCAGAGGUGAGACUCACGUCCGUGCGGAUCGUGUGGCAGCCGCCGGAGGAGCCCAACGGCGUCAUUCUGGGGUACCAGAUCGCCUACCGCCUGGCCAGCAGCAGCCCUAACACGUUCACCACCGUGGAGGUCGGCGCCACCGUGAGGCAGUUCACGGCCACUGAGCUGGCCCCGGAGGCUGCGUACGUCUUCCGGCUGUCGGCCAAGACCAGGCAGGGCUGGGGGGCACCGCUGGAGGCCACCGUCAUCACCACCGAGAAGAGAGAGCGGCCGGCGCCCCCGAGGGAGCUCCUGGUGCCCCAAGCGGAAGUGACCGCGCGCAGCCUGUGGCUCCAGUGGGUCCCGGGCAGCGACGGGGCCUCCCCCAUCCGGUACUUCACGGUGCAGCUGCGCGAGCUGCCCCGGGGACAGUGGCAGACCUACUCCUCGUCCGUCAGCCACGAGGCCACAGCCUGUGCCGUUGAAAGGCUGAGGCCCUUCACCUCCUACAAACUGCGCCUGAAGGCCACCAAUGACGUAGGGGACAGCGACUUCAGCGCAGAGACGGAGGCGGUGACCACGCUGCAGGACGUUCCGGGAGAGCCUCCGAGCUCUGUCUCUGUGACGCCGCACACCACCUCGUCUGUUCUGAUCCAGUGGCAGCCCCCGAGGGACGAGAGCCUGAACGGCCUCCUGCAGGGAUACAGGAUCUACUACCGGGAGCUGGAGUAUGAGGUGGCCUCGGCCGCUGAGUCCAAGACGCUCAAGACCCCCUCCGCUCUGCGGGCCGAGCUCACAGAUCUGAAGAAGUACCGGCGCUAUGAAGUGGUCAUGACAGCCUACAACGUCAUCGGCGAGAGCCCGGCCAGCGCCCCCGUGGAGGUCUUCGUCGGCGAGGCCGCCCCGGCCGCGGCUCCGCAGCGCGUGCAGGUGACCCCGCUCACGGCCAGCCAGCUGGAGGUCACGUGGGACCCGCCGCCGCCCGAGAGCCAGAACGGGAACAUCCAGGGCUACAAGAUCUACUGCUGGGAGGCGGACAGCCAGAACGAAACGGAGAAGAUGAGGGUUCUGUUCCUGCCCGAGACCACGGCGAAGCUGAAGAACCUCACCAGCCACACCAAGUACCUGGUCAGCGUCUCGGCCUUCAACGCCGCUGGAGACGGGCCCAGGAGCGAGCCCCGGCAGGGCCGUACCCACCAGGCCGCUCCCGGGACCCCCAGCUUCCUGGCGUUCUCGGAAGUAACCUCCACCACGCUGAACGUUUCGUGGGGGGAGCCCACGGCAGCCAAUGGCGUCCUGCAGGGCUACCGAGUGGUGUACGAGCCCUUAGCGCCUGUCCAAGGCGUGAGCAAGGUGGUGACGGUGGACGUGAAGGGGAACUGGCAGCGCUGGCUGAAGGUGCGCGACCUCACCAAGGGGGUGACCUACUUCUUCCGAGUGCAAGCGCGGACCAUCGCCUACGGGCCCGAGCUGCGGGCCAGCGUCACGGCCGGGCCGGCCGAGGGUUCCCCGGGCUCCCCUCGAGACGUCUCGGUCACCAGAUCCGCCUCUGAGCUCACCCUGCAGUGGACGGAGGGCCGCGCGGGCAGGACGCCCACCACGGGCUAUGUCAUCGAGGCCAGGCCCUCAGAUGAAGGCCUGUGGGACAUGUUUGUGAAGGACAUUCCGCGGGGCGCCACGUCCUACACCGCCAGCCUGGACAAGCUCAGGCAAGGAGUGACCUACGAGUUCCGGGUGGUGGCCGUGAACCAGGUGGGCUACGGGGAGCCCAGCAGCCCCCCCGCUGCCAUGUCAGCUCAGGCGGAGAGCCCGUUCUACGAGCGCUGGUGGUUCGUCCUGGUGGUGGCGCUGUGCAGCCUGCUGGCCGUCCUGCCCGUGGUGUUCGCCCUGGUCCUGCGCGGCCAGAACAAGAGGCACGGGAGCUGCGGCCCAGGGAAGAGCAUCUCCAACAUGGAGGAGUCCGUGACCCUGGACAACGGGGGAUUUGCCACCUUGGAGCUCAGCAGCCGCCACCUCAACGUGAAGAACACCUUCUCGAAGAAGAACGGGACCAGGUCCCCGCCUCGGCCGAGCCCCGGCGGGCUACACUACUCAGAUGAGGACAUCUGCAACAAGUACAACGGUGCCGCGCUGACCGAGGGCGGGGCCCUGCAGGAGAAGUCGGGGGACGCCGUGGAGUCUGAGGGCACCGAGUCCGGGUCCGAGGACGCGCUCCCCCAGCACUCCUUCGUCAACCACUACCUGAGCGACCCCACCUACUACAACUCGUGGAAGCGGCGCGCGGGCGCGGCCCCGCACAGGUACGAGGCGGUGGCGGGCGCCGAGGCCGGGCCGGCCCCGCGCGCCGCCGUCACCGCGCAGAGCGCCGUGUUCGCGCCCGCCGCCCACGGCGCCCGGACUCCGCUCGCCGGCUUCUCGUCCUUCGUGUGA